Messenger RNA from Exophiala viscosa, 1266 nucleotides. RefSeq lists its product as uncharacterized. The record is from RefSeq and is a predicted model, not a curated record. The transcript has 4 exons. The coding region runs from base 1 to 1266 and encodes 421 amino acids. Gene Ontology annotation, molecular function: FAD binding. Lineage: Eukaryota; Fungi; Ascomycota; Eurotiomycetes; Chaetothyriales; Herpotrichiellaceae.
AUGGCGAUUGCUGACAAGAAAAAACAAUCCCAUGUCGCCAUAAUCGGUGCCGGCCCGGUAGGCAUGAUGUGUGCUGCUAAAUUGGCAAAUGCUGGAAUCAGAGUGACUGUGUUUGAGAAGGACGCAGAGAUUGACCCACGGCCGAAAGCAUUGACAUAUACGGCGCCGGUUUUGGCGGAUCUUGCCAAACUAGGCAUCCUCGAGGACGUCGUCAAAAUCUGCUUCGCCGAUGAGCGUGCAAUCUGGACAUGGCGGAGCCUCGGAGGCGGUGUCCUUGCUGAAAUGCAUUGGUCUCUCUUGGAAGAUGUGCAGAGACCCGACUUGCACAAACCAUACACAUUGCAAUGCGGACAGCACUUACUGGCGAAGGUUUUGGUGGAAUACUGCAACCGCUUCGAACACGCCAAGGUUCUGCACGGCUACCAGCUAACCAACCUCACCCAAACAGACGAGAAAGUCACCCUGUCGAUCUCCGAGUUGGGAAUGGAUCCGUUCACAUUCGAAGCGGAUUACGUGAUCGGCGCCGAUGGAGGAAGGUCGGCGACUCGCAAGUUGAUUGGGCAGCACCUCGACGGAUUCACCUGGGAUGAGAGCUUUGUUGCAAUGAACAUCCAUUUUCCUUUCGAAAAGUAUAAGUGGGGUGCCGCGAAUUUCUUGAUCGGUGGAAAGGAUUGGGCAGUCGCCGGCAGGACUGGACCUGGUAGUGAUCCGUGGCGAGUGGCGUAUGGCGUGGAACCAGGCUUGACAGACGAACAAGUCUUGGAAGGAGCGCCAGACAGGCUCAAGGCAAUCUUGCCUGGUCCAGAUGAAUUUCAGAUUGUGCAAUGCGCACAAUACAAAGUGCACCAACGUCAGGUAAAGCAGUACAAAGUCGGCAAGGUUAUGCUCGCUGGAGAUGCCGCACACCUCAACAACCCCAUCGGCGGGUUCGGCUUGACCACGGGCAUGACGGAUGCAGGAUGCAUUUCAGAUGCAUUGAUUGCUGUCAUCAGUGGCAAUGCGCCCGAGCAGACACUCCAAGAGGCCUGCAACAUCAGGCAUGAGAUUUGGGCGACCAUCAGCAAUCCUGGGUCUCAAAACUUCAAACGCAUUGUUCAACAAGACCCAAAGGCUAUCUCGAAGGAAGACAUGGAUUUCUUCAAGCGUUUGAAUAAUGAUGAAGAGUUCCAGAGAUCGGCUUUGCUGGGCUCUUUGCGCAUCCAUACCCCACUCGGCACGUUCCCAAGCCAGCGAGGUACUGAAAAGGUCUAUGGCCUGGUAGACUGA